UAGUGCUGUAAAAAAUCAAUAUCGAGAUUUCGAAGGAAAAUACACCCUUUCGGGGUCCCUGCGGUGAGAAAGUAAAAUAAUGCAAGUAAGGAUAAAAUGCAGUCUAGUUAUCAGGAAGGCGGCGGCGUAGUCAGCAGUGGACUUGUGCUCUGCUAAGUCCAUUCUGGACCAGCUCAAUAUAAAUAACUCUUCGGCUCGUGGCGUUCCAUUCAUCUGAAGCCGCCAUGGUUGCCCUGCUGCGCCAGUUUCUGGCGUCGCUGUUGGUGCUGCUGCUGGGGGCCAACACAGGACCUGGCGAUGCUGAGGCGCUGGUGGUGAACCUGGGCAAUCGGAGUUUGGUGCCGCUGCUGCUAGAGCGGUUGAACGAGCCCGUCGUCCUGCCGAAAGGAGACAACAGGAACGUGUUCUUCGAUGUGCCUGCGAAAUAUCUGGAUUCCCGCAUUCGUGGGUUGACGCUUUUGCGACCACCCUACGGGAUGCUCGGCUCGGCGAGCUUUGUUGGUCCAACUCAACUUGACAACGCCACCGUGGAGGUCCCCGACGUCGCUGUACCUGAGCUGGGCCCAGCACUGGAGCUGUCCCGGGAAGAAGACUUCUCUCUCUUCUUCCCGCGUCACCGUGUGAUGGCCCGUCACCUCGUCGACAUCUUGAUCAGCUUGCCGACUUACGAGAAGUUCCUGUGCGUGAGCGCCGUCAUCCGGGACAAAGUCAACCCUUACCUGUACGCAUACGCUAUGUCCGUGGCCAUCCUCAAUCGCAACGACACAAUCAAGACCCUGCCCAACAGCGCCAGCCUCUUCCCACAAUUGUACUUCCAGGGCUCCAUCUUGGCGCGUGGCCGGACCGAGGCCCAAUUGUUUGCGCCCGAAGACAGGGAGCCCAUCGAGAUCCCUCGAAACUGGACGGCCACAGACCUGGAGCCUGAACAUCGCGUCGCCUACUUCCGGGAGGAUAUUGGCAUCAACCUGGCUCACUGGCAAUGGCACGUUCACAACCCUCACUCCGGGUCCCCCUCCGCCGUCAACAAGGACCGCCGCGGCGAGCUCUUUUAUUAUUUCCACCAGCAGAUUAUUGCCAGGUACAAUUUCGAGCGGCUGUCUACCCAACUGAGCCGCGUGAAUCGUCUGCUCAACUGGCGAGAGCCCAUCCCGGAGGCGUACUUCCCCAAGCUCAACAACGCGCUCGCCAGCCGCGUGUGGCCCCCACGCCAGGCAGACGCGCGCCUCCAGGCGAGUAGCGACGUGCGGCGUAGCGAUGCAGUGAUAGACAUCCUGGAUCUGGAGCGCUGGAGGGACCGCAUCAUGGAGGCCAUACACACAGGACGUGCUUACACGUCAACCAGGGAGACCGUGCUGUUGGACAACGACCAGGGCAUCGACAUCUUGGGCAACAUUUUGGAGUCAAGCGACCUGUCAAUUAAUAGUCACUUGUACGGCGACCUUCACAACAGCGGUCACGUCGUCAUCGCCUACGCACACGACCCGGACUUCAGGCACUUGCUUGUUGUGGCUGGUGCUUUACAGCUGUCAUUCAGUGGCGUGCACGUGCGGCGAGUGGAGGUGCAGUCGGUGGGUCAGGAGCCGAACGAGCUGCACACCUUCUGGCAGAAGAGCGACUACAAUAUCGAGCGCGGUCUGGACUUCUCGUCCGGACCCGUGCUCGUGCGCGUCACCCACCUGCAGCACGUGCCCUUCUUCUACCGCAUCCAGGUGGACCAGAAGGUGGAGCCGGACGCGUGCUGGAAGGGGUACAGCUACUGCGGACUGCUGGGCCAUCGCUACCCCGACAAGCGUCCUUUAGGCUUCCCCCUGGACCGCCUGCCUCGCGACGAAGUCUCCGGAAUCAACGACAACAUUGAAACAUUUCUCACGCCCAACAUGAAGAUAGCCGAUGUGGUAUUACGCCAUAAUGACCGCACUGCUCCUCCAGAGCCAAUUCCCGUUCGCUAGCGCUACCCAGAACGAAAAGCCCCUGGACAGAGUUAAUUUGCUGCUUAAUAAUUUCAGAAAAUCUUUGCCCUAUUUAAAUGUAUUAAUGAACCCAACGUUAAUCAUAUAUUUCAAUCUAUGUUCUUGAAUAUUACUUCAGGAUAAUUCGAAGUACAGAUUUCACAACAUAUCUUGAAUUUUAAACAAGCUUGUUGAAUAUUAUUUAAUUUAAAAAUGAAUAAAAUUAAAAAAUGUACAUCGCUCUAAAAUAUUUAAUCUAAAGAAAAAAUGUCAAAAACUUUUUUCAUAUACAUUUUGCUAUGUUCUUAAAACCGUUGGUAAGUUACUGCAACAUACUCUGGACCUUCAGCAAUAAAUAUUCUUAUUUUCUGAUUUGUUUUGUCAGACUCCAAAAAAAAGUUGCUGUUCCAUAUUCCUAAAAGC
Molecule: messenger RNA, 2372 nt
Organism: Gryllus bimaculatus (two-spotted cricket)
Lineage: Eukaryota; Metazoa; Arthropoda; Insecta; Orthoptera; Gryllidae
Source: the annotation of a GenBank genome assembly